Messenger RNA from Sphenostylis stenocarpa, 888 nucleotides. The record is from the annotation of a GenBank genome assembly. NCBI's taxonomy places the organism in Eukaryota, Viridiplantae, Streptophyta, Magnoliopsida, Fabales, Fabaceae.
AUGGCCAUCGCAACAGAGACUCAACCUCAACAACACAAGGAUUCUUCUGAGGUAUCGGGUUCAGCUGCGGAGCGGAGGUGGACGCUGAACGAUUUCGACAUUGGAAAGCCUCUUGGAAAGGGAAAAUUCGGCCACGUCUAUUUGGCAAGAGAGAAGAGUAGUAAUCACAUUGUUGCUUUGAAAGUACUCUUUAAGAGCCAAUUGCAGCAAUCUCAAGUUGUGCAUCAACUUCGGCGAGAAGUUGAGAUACAAAGUCAUCUCCGACAUCCCCACAUAUUGCGCCUCUACGGAUACUUUUAUGAUCAGAAACGAGUGUAUUUGAUUUUAGAGUAUGCACCCAAAGGUGAACUUUACAAGGAAUUGCAAAAAUGCAAAUAUUUCAGUGAAAGGCGUGCAGCUACUUAUGUUGCAUCAUUGGCCCGGGCCCUAAUAUAUUGUCAUGGAAAACACGUAAUACACAGAGAUAUUAAACCAGAGAACCUUCUUAUUGGUGCACAGGGUGAGUUAAAAAUAGCAGACUUUGGCUGGUCAGUGCACACAUUCAAUCGCAGGCGGACCAUGUGUGGCACACUGGAUUACCUUCCUCCGGAGAUGGUGGAGAGUGUAGAACAUGAUGCGAAUGUGGAUAUAUGGAGUCUCGGUGUGCUGUGCUAUGAGUUUCUUUAUGGGGUCCCUCCCUUUGAGGCUAAAGAACAUUCUGAUACUUACAGGAGGAUAGUACAAGUGGAUCUCAAGUUCCCUCCCAAACCAAUUGUGUCUUCUGCUGCAAAGGAUCUUAUCAGUCAGAUGCUGGUGAAGGAUUCCUCGCAACGACUACCAUUGCACAAACUCCUUGAACACCCUUGGAUUGUUCAGAAUGCGGAGCCUUCUGGUGUAUAUAGGAGCUAG